Molecule: messenger RNA, 561 nt
Organism: Lepisosteus oculatus (spotted gar)
Lineage: Eukaryota; Metazoa; Chordata; Actinopteri; Semionotiformes; Lepisosteidae
Source: RefSeq, a predicted model, not a curated record
AUGGGGCGCAUCCUGGCGGUGGACCGGCUGUGCCUGGGGGUGCAGCCCGGCGAGUGUUUCGGGCUGCUGGGGGUGAACGGCGCCGGGAAGACCACCACCUUCAAGAUGCUGACCGGCGACGAGACCACCACGGGGGGCGAGGCCUUCAUCGGGGGGCGCAGUAUCCUGAGGGACCUGCUGAGGGUCCAGCAGAGUCUCGGCUACUGCCCCCAGUUCGACGCCCUGUUCGAGGACCUGACAGCCCGGGAGCACCUGGAGCUGUACACCCGCCUGCGGGGGAUCCCCUGGAAGGACGAGGAGAGGGUGGUACAGUGGGCCCUGGAGAAACUGGAGCUGGCGAAGUACGCGGACAAGCCGGCCGGCACCUACAGCGGGGGCAACAAACGCAAGCUGUCCACCGCCAUCGCGCUCAUCGGAUACCCCUCCCUCAUCUUCCUGGAUGAGCCCACUACUGGCAUGGACCCCAAGGCCCGCCGGUUCCUGUGGAACCUCAUUCUUGACAUCAUCAAAACGGGACGCUCUGUGGUGCUGACGUCACACAGGUGAGACGCCUUGAUUCCC